AGGGCCCUUCGAGUUAUGUUUCCGCUACUUGGCCUGGUAUGGGUCGAGUUUGAUGUUGAAAACGGACCUUGUAUCAGGGAUACUUUCUAUCCUGUAUGUGAAGACAGUGGGUCCUGUGAACGAAGGGACGUGUUUUCUACCAGUGCGAAAGACUUCAUAGCUUUCCAUGCAAUGCCUGAUUCAACCAGUGUGUCAUCAGAAAUAAUCCAAAUGGAAGAUUCUCUCUUUUUCUUUCGUAUUCCUUACAGUUUAUUAUUAGAGACAGAAUCAGCUGCUUAUUUUUGGAAAAAUAACGGUCCUUGCCAAAGCAAAUUUUGCUUCCAAACUGUAGAAGUUAUUGGCCACAGCUUGUUUCGAGUAUCUGCCAGCGAAAGUGCUCGAAGAGGUUAUACUCAAAACGCGAUAGUUGCAGUUUGUACCACCAAUAUCUCUACCUGUUUCGUGAGACCACUUCUUUAUCUAGUUACAGGCAAUUUGUUUCAACAUGGAAGAUUACAGAAGGAUAAGAUUGAGCGGGAGCUUGAAUACUUGAAGUUUCAGUGGCUGGAGAUAAUAGCUGGAGGAACGGAUAGUUAUGGUUCUACAGUGAAGACGUUAACAUUCCUUGGCAGUCAAUUAUUAGUGAAAGGAGAUUAUUUUUUAUGUCCUUGUGGUUCAGCAAGACAGUGGUAUAUUCAUACUGUUGAAGUUACUGAUGAAGAACCUAAUUUAUACCAUUCGAUGAAAACGAGAGAUUUCCCAAUUACUUCCUUAGUGAAGCCAAAUUGUAGUGUUCCUUUUUUUCACGAAUUUGAUUUGUAUCUAUGCUUUUCAGAAAAUUUAGGCUACUUAUGGACUUUGUGGGAAUUGAUGAUGUUAGGAGAGCCCAUCUUAGUGGUUUCAUCAACUCCAGCAAGAGCUUGUUCUGCUGUCGGAUGUUUGUUAAGUCUUCUUGUUCCUUUAUUACCUAUUGGCGAUUUGGAUGAAUCGAAGGAUAAAGAGUGUCUUUGCCGUAGUCUAUUUGGCAUUACUAGUGCGUUUUUAUGUAACCAGUUUGAAGAAUCGAGACAUAUUCUCUUUAUUGGGCAAGCUAUUGACCGUCAUAGUGAAAUGUAUCCUUCUCUCUAUUUGAAGACGAAAUAUUGUCAAAAAUUUAGCAAAAGCAGACGUUUCUUAAAAGCAUUACAAAAUUCCUCACAAAGACUUGCGACCUGCGUUAUAUUACGCGAGUAUUUUCGAGAAAUGACUUUGACUGUUUUGAGAAUGUUUCAUCCUUUUUUUGUUCCUUUGAAUGCUCAAGAAAUGAAACAAGAUGGGAAUAAUCAUGACGAGGAUGAUAUUAUGAAGAUAUUGAUGCAAUCGCCUCCCGAGUUUCGUUGUUUCGAUAAGACAACCUUUCCAAGUGAUCAUGAUAUUGAAGUUUCUUCUAUUACGUCUCUGUUAUCUUCCAAACGAGAUGCUCUGGCCAACAAGUUUUUAUUAGAUAAAAAGCAUCUUUUCUAUUCUUCGGUGAAUGAUCAUUUGUCUGAAAAUGAUGAAAGUGGUUCCUCAGAUGGAGGGGAGGAUUCCGAUGGGGACGUGAAGUUUAGUGAACUUUCAAGGAAUCUUGAUUCUCUACAAUUAUCAUCUGCCAAAAUGUCUCAUUCCAGGAGACGUUCAGGUUCUGAAGAUCAUUCCAGAAAGGGUAUUCGUCACAAGUUAAAAGAAGCAUCUCGUCAUCGGAAACUUUCCAAGAGAAAAGUUGUUGUUCGUCAGUUUGUGAAAGACUUUAUUCAUGGUCCAGUAUUUGAAGAGUGGUUUAGGAAACGUAGACUUUUAGCGGAAUAUCGAUGGUUUGUUCGAUACAAGCAAUGUAUUACUGGUGUUUUAAGUAAACUCGAAAGUGGAGAUAGAAGAUGGCAACUUCCCAAUCUUUGGAGAAACAAAAUAGAAACACACAUUAACUAUGUGCGUCAAAUGGUUGGAGAUGAUCGUGAAAAAUCAAAGCUAUACGAGUCAGACUUGAAAGCCAUUUCAUCGGACAACGAGAUUUCGAUUUCCCGCCAAUGCCAGUCACUUUGGAUGGCUUCUCUCGUUGCUUUUGCCUUUGCUGUUAUUGGUCUAUCCUCUUAUAUUUUAAUAUUCUUUUUAUACAUCCCUCAAAUAUUGGCAAAGGUAGUUGCUAAACUUUGUAACCAUGUUGUGUUUCGAAGAGAAGCUCAUAUAAGUAUACGUUCCUUGCGUUUCAUCUUCUUGUCUGGAAAAGUCAAUUUGAAAGGUCUUUGCUACACUACUAUAGACGCAAACCUAUAUGUAGAAAACCUUGAGAUAACAGUACUAUGGUGGAGAGCCUUAUUUCUCAAUAGGCGUUCAAGUAGCUCCCACCAACCGACUCAAGGGCGUUCUGAAGAAACACCUGCUGCUUUUAUUGUUGCCCAAGGAGUUCAAAUUCGUCUAGUCAAUCAAAAAGCGCGCUAUGAUUUUAUUCAAAAAGUCGUAGAACAACAAACUUAUAACGUUGAUUUACAAGCUCCAUUCAGCUUACUUGUAGAAGAGUUCGAAGGCUAUUCACUAUGGCUCUAUCAGUAUUUGGGUCCUAUUGCUAUUGACCUUCAAUAUUGUUCUUUUGUCGCAAAUGACCCUGCGAUUUCAGAUGCUGUCUUGUUGUAUUUCGAGACGGGAAAAGGACGUUAUGCUGCUGUUUCAGCUCCUUGUCCUUUGGAUGUGUAUCGUUCCUUUUACAAGUUGACUAUGAAUCGUUUCCAAAUACAGUAUGUUUCUGUAAUAUCGGACAAUAUGAGAGAAAAUGAAACAAGCAACUUGGAUGGAUAUAUUCAUCGCAAUGGUUUGGAUCCAGAAGGAUUUGCAGAAUCUUUAGUUACGCCACAUUCGAUGAAGUCAUAUCUGUCUUCUUCUAUAAAUGAAGAAGCAGAAAUGACGGUCAUCGAUAGCCCAGCUGUUGAUCAUGAAUAUGAAGAAACGAAUGAAAGAUGGAGUUAUGUCAAUUCUCUUAUAUCUUAUUGGAUGAAAUUACAAAGUUUUAUGAUCCGGUUAUUUGGUUACUUAGAAGUAUCUUCAACAGAUGUUCUCUCGCACCAUAAAUUUACACUUUUUGAAGCUGAUAAUGUACAAGUUGAGUAUCAUUAUGAUAUACCAGGAAUCACAAUAUUACUGGAGGGACAAGCUCCUGUCUGGAAUCCACCCGAGUGCCUACUUAAGAUAUCCUCUUCAGGUACCCGAUUUUAUUAUAGUCCUUUUCUUGAGAAAGCCAAAUGUGUACUUUUGGAGAGAUUUUUCCCUCCUACUUUUGAGAAUUUUGAGAUAGAUACCAAUUCUACCAAAGAAGGGAGGAAGAGGCGUCACCGUUGCUUUCAAAUAGAAAUGGAAUGCAAAGCCAAAAGCAAUCAACCUAUGAUGGACAUUAUUUUUCAUCCUCGUUAUCCUGAUAAUAAUCGACGUUCUUCUGAUACUGCCCGAAUCAAUAUUUGGUGUCAAGAAUCACUUCAGUUAUCACUCUUGUAUCCUUAUAUGAUAAGUGUUGGUGAAACAGAAGCGAAUUUGGAAUUUUGUGCCAAUUUCGAUGAAGUCGUCGUCGAUCUUUUACAAGAAAGCACUUUAUCAUUGUGCAAGGCCCCUAUGUUAACGGUGGAAGGAAAACUUGGCUUCCCAAUGAUUUGGAAUGGCUAUCGAAAAUGGUCAUUCGAUUUUCGUUUGUUAUCUUCGAAAUGGACUUUUGUGAGAGAAUACACAAACGUCAUAUCAGAUAUCUUGAGUGAGAUGUCUGAGGGUGUUACUUAUGAUCCUUUUCGUUCUUUUUUGCCUACUGAGUAUUUUGUCAAUUUUGAACUUAAAAGUGGUUAUAGUCUUUAUUUUUCCGCUAAUCCUCUGAACAACUGGAAGAAUCCUUCUCAAAUGGAUAUGGAUAAUGAAUGGGCACUCGAAGCAGUCGGGAAUACGUUGAAAAUGAAGUUUCAUUCACCUUCCAGUCUCUUUCCUAUGCCAUUGACUUGGGAUAUGAAUUGGUUACUUUACGCUCCGCAUUUGAAAGUUUGGUUUCAUUGGCCUAUUGAACCUGACUUACGAAGGAGACUGGGAAGUUGUCAAAAGAUUAUUGAUGUUUCCAGUUUUGAUAUUCAGUGUUCGCAUUCCUAUUGGAAUAUCUUGGUGCCUGGUUAUCAAGAUAGAAUCAGAGCGGUAUUGAACAUAUCAGACUUGAACUUUGUUUUAAACCCUCAUCACUUGACUUAUUUAAAUGAGUUUCUAGACAACUAUUUCGGAGAACAUUUAUUCGCACAUAUGGAUGGCAGACCACUCAUUCAAGAAUAUUGUAGCAGUAUGGAGCAACUUGUAAAUGUUCGAUCAACAAGAGAAACAUCCUUUUUGAUGAAUAUUCAUCGAUGGAGUUUUUUUGUUUGUGCCGGCAUCGAUCCUGCUAUCAAGGUUCCAAGUUUUUUCUCCUAUCUUCGAUUGAAAAUACCUUACUGUUCCUACUACAUGAAGAGUACGAAGAGCUGUACCAGCUUUACUUUGAGUUGUCCAAGAAAUAUCGAAGUAACUCCUCACGUAGAAAGUGAAAGCGUUGCUGCGCGAAACAAUACGGAUCAUCGAAAGCUGUAUUUAAGAGGGGUAUCGAUUAGUGUGCUUUAUCUUUUUGGAAAUAACGAUGUAGAAUAUAUCAAUAUUGCUUCCAUAAGGCUCGAGUCCUUUUAUGGCCAAGUGAGGAUGGACAAAGUGCAAUGUUUUAGUGAUAUUUGGAAUUGUUUUCGUUUAUCAUCAACUGAACGGAAGAAAGGUUAUCUUCUUCCAUUGGAAGCAUUGGAAUUGGAACUCGGUUCCCUCGACCUUAAAUUUUUUCAUGAAGAUAGCAUAGUAGAGUCAGUGGUUCCCUCCGGUCUCAAAGUUGUACUGAGUAAUUUGCAGCAUGCUAACGUUCGACUAACAGCAAAGUUGGAAAUUGGAUUGAUAUUGGUCAGCUUGUGGAUACCUACAAGUCAGUUAUUAGAAGAUUCGGUUGGUGGUAGCAAUAUUGUGAAGAAAGCUAUUGAAAAGCAAGACUAUACGGAAGUGGCAUCCUUUUCUUCCCGUUUAACAGUAACAUUUCGUAUAUUCGAGAAACUAGCUUCCUUGACUGCCUUUAAACAAAUGGAAGAACUAAAGAAAGCCGAUUGUUUUCAAAUGCGUAUCCAAUUCCUAUGGAAAGAAACCGAUGAGCUUUUGAUGAAUAGCCGCUCACGAAGAGACUUUCGCAAGCAAAGCAACUCCACUUUGGGAGUUUCAAAUGAGAAUAAGCAGAGCAUGUCUCGAGCAGGCAAUUCAGACUUUGGUGAAAUUCCUGAUUCUGUACAAGAAUUUUGGAUGCAACUUGAGGCAGCAAUGAACAAUGGAGAGUUGGGAGAAUGUGAUGAAGAAGGUUUCAAUGGGGAGCAAAAUUUAUCUUAUCUCAAAUUGGCAGUUCCGGAAAGUAUGAAAUGCAGUCUUUCUCCUGCUGCCAUUCAAACAGGAAUAAACCUCAUGAAUGUUUUUAUUCCUAAAAGAGAAGAACAUGUGGAGCUGAUUAUCUGUGACAUUUGGAAGGAACAUUUGGAACGCUGUAUUGCUUCGGAGGAAGAUACGGUUUUCAACUAUAAGUUUUCAAUGGAGUUGCCAGAAGUGAAAGUUAAAAUUAGAAAGAUGAGUCCUAACAGUUUCUCGUGUAACAAAUGUAUUUCCUUUUCUUCUAUACCCGAGAUUUAUUUAUAUUUAUCCAAUUCCUAUUUAAGAUGGAAUGUAUCUGGUUCCCGAAGCAAAGCAAAGGAACUUGUGUUUGGACUCUCUCAAAUCCUGUGUGGUAUAUCUUUGGAUGGAGGGUUGGAUGACCAGUCCAGAAUCAUGGAGCUCAAUCAUAUUCAGAUUAGGAAUAUUAUUUCCUCUGGAAAGGAAAAUGUAAAUAUGAUGCUAGAUUCUUUCAGAAUUGGAGAGAACAUGAAUGAAUUGGAGUCUUUGGUUAGAUGUUGUAUGUUGUUUGCAAAGUUCGGCGUUUCCUAUUGGGGUGGUGUUCUUAAGAGCAAACCCGAAACUGUAACUGCCGAUGUCUUUAGUCUUUGUGUGAUUGCUGGAGAAGCUUCCACGGGACUGGUGACUUCAGGUAGACAAAUCCGAAAAGUCUUCUUGUCUGCUUUUGCUAGAGUAAAAGCAAUGAAUCAAAUGGAAAGGUCUCGAAUGCUUAUGCUUCUCCAAUCUUCUGCCUCCCGAAAUCAUCCUUAUUCAUCUACUGUUGGCAACAGAAAAGUAGCUUUUGAAUGGAUUUGUCAUUGGAAUGAGUUUUCAUUGAUAGUAGAAAAUGUUAGUAUUUUGGUAUGUCAUCAAAUCUAUUGGAAAUAUUCCUGCUUCUCUGGUCGUAGCAUUCUCGUACUUGUGAUGAAUGAAAUGCAUUCAAAAGCUGAUACCCAACUGGUUACAAAGAUUAGUGCUUUUAUACGUGAAUGUAUUCGUAUUUGGUAUAGUGAAUGGUCCAUUUCACAAAGGGAGUGGACAGCUUCUGCAGUGGAAAGAAUGCAACGUAAAAUAUUUCGUUCUAUGCCAGAAGGAGAAUGGAUAGAUCCUCCUAUUCAUUCCAAGCAAAUGACUGAAGAUCCUCCCACAGUUGAGAACCAAAUAAGUGAUGAUGCAUUACUUCGGUCGCUGUCUACUGCGCCAUUCUUCUUUAGUAGUAGUAGGAGAGUCAAUCAGAGGAACAAUCUUGUCUCAACUUUUUCUGUACCUUGGGGAACAACUUUACCUGGUACUAUUCAUUCGGAACAAAAAGAGAAAGAUGCAAAAAUAUCUGCUCAAGACUCAGCCUUUCUAUUAAGGUCUCUUAGUUCUUUUGAAGCGAAGACAACUUGGAAUGAAUUGGAUAUUCAGCCAUCUCUGCUAUCAGCAGCACUUAUACUCGUGGAUGUUAUGGUAUCCAUCGAUAAGAUAGAUUUGCAACUCUCUUCUUCCUCAACAGAAAGCGUAUUUGUUUUUCAAUCCUAUCAAAACGUCACUUAUCUUCCCAUGUCGCUUGCUGAUUCCUUGGAGCACUCUAGUAUUUUAUGUAGCAGUGAAGAAGUGGAGUGCAAAAUCAACGGACCUAAUCUAGAAGAGUGGGUAGGAAUCUUCAUCAGCACUCCACAGUAUGUCAUUUCAUUACAGAACAAUGGAAGAAAUGCCAAUAUAGUUGCUUCGAUGUUGACUAUAGAAAAUGUUUCGAUGAGAGUAGAAUACAAUUUCUUUUCAGCUUGGCAUCUAUUCGGACAUGUGUUGGAUGAAUUGAGAAGUUUAAUAGGAGAAAGAGAAGUAGAUGCUCGCACUGCAUCUUCACAAAUAUACAAUAUACCUCCUUUGAAUGUUGCCGUUUCAGAAUGUAGUUUACAACUUCCACUUAGUGAGAACGACCAUAAGUUGCUAUACAAAGUACAAGAUUUGAGAGCAACUUCUUGUGAACUUAGCCAUACGGAAAAUAUUGUUGUUGUUCGAGUACCUUCUCAAUUUAUGGAAUACUUUGACAAACAAGUGGCUCAUGAUCUUCUGCAGUUGCCUAGUGCUGUUUUGGAAGCAAGAAUAACUUUAACAAGCGAUGAUAAUGAUAAUGAAGAAAGACUACAAAAUAGACCAGUCGUCACCUAUUACCGAUUUCAUUUGGCUUUCAAAGCCAUCGAAAGUAUGGUUACCAAAGAGCGUUUGAGGGGUCUGAAGAAUAUCUUCGAAUUGUGGAAUCGACCUCGAAAGAAAAAUUUCGUUAAACCAAUGACGGCGAACAGUAUGUUGGCAGAUCAUAGUAGAACAGUAGUGACACGUUUGUUUAGUUUAGUCAUUUCUCUGCAAACCUUAUCACUCAAUUCGGAGUUGAUGGGAAUUCAUUCCGAACUAUUUUUGGAUAAUUUGAAUUUUGUUUUGAAGACGACCAAUAUUCCUUAUCCUGACAUUCAUAUUACUUUUCGAAAUAUUGGUUUGGUGAUCCGUUCCGCUGGUUCUCUUCCAUCGAGAUUUUCUAUUAAUCAAUUUCAGUCUCGCAUUCGAAUGAAGCAAUCUAUAGACUCUACAUUUUUGCAUCGGUUACAACUGAUUUCAUUAUCAUCUAUGAAAGAAUGUGAAGUAUUUAUGGAUAAGCGAUGUAUGACUGCUUUGGUUUUAUUAGCGGACGAAUUUAAAUACUAUGAAUGUGAUGAAGAAGAAUCGUCCACAACCGACUCUCUUAUGGGAACUGUGGCAGCAGCAGCUUCCAGACUUUGUAUUUAUAUGUUGACCAAUGUUCGUAUUGGUAUCAUUCGCAUGACUUUUGUUGUCGAUAACAGUUAUGAUAUUCGUAUCUCUUCAUAUUCUCCAUCAUUAUCUCUAAGAAUGGACAACUUGAAGACUUUACCUCGUUAUCGAUUGGUAUUGACAGGUUCAUUUGAAUCGGCCAACAUUUAUCAACAGAACACUCCCAUUUUGACGUUUCAAGGUUCUUGUAUCGAUUUCAGUUGGUUAUCGGGAAAUGUUGCGUGUUUUGUAGAUGUGGGCUCUUAUACUCUCUCUCUUGAUCAUGCCAUAAGACUAUUACCAGAUGCUGCUUCUGAAAAUGAUUCUGUUAUGGGUACCCAAAUUUUUACUUUGAUUGACCUCGGAGUCAAUAUUAAUGCUGGAGUUGUAACUCUCAAGUCUACAAAGUAUAUGGAUACCGAUAUUAUGGUACCUGGCAUGUAUUGUAAUUUAUUUUUAGAUGUUACAAGACUUAAAGCUGUGUUCUUUUGUGAUUGGGAUUAUGCCAAUAUGGACUUUUUGGAAAGCCAAUUGGAACAUAUCAUGAAGUGGUUCUUUGAUCGUUCCCAAGAAAACUUGAACCAACCAGUACCUUCCACUCAUUCUAGAAAGUCUAGUGUUCCUUGGCAUCGAAGAAUGAAAACUAUCGCAUCCUUUGCAUCUUCUUCUCCUAUUACUAGUAGUGGAAAGUGUUUUCAAUGGAGUUUGAUCGUUCGUCUUUCGAGAUCCUAUGCAAGGUUGAAGGAAAGCGUGGGUUCUCCUGGGUUGAUGAUGCUAUCUGCUUCAGCUUUUGUUCCCGAAGCUCAAUUUUUGUUUAGCCCUGGAAAACAUCCCAUUUAUGGAAAGCAAAUCUUGUUAGCCAGUGGCGGUGUUGGUAGUUUGGAUAUUUCAUUGAAUCCAGGAUGGCACACUGCAAGUCAACUACGAUGUAUUGGUACAGGGAUUGACUUUCUUGUUGACUUGACCAAUAGAACGGGAACUUGUAGAUUGAGACAGAUUGCCGCUGAUUUAGAAUUGGCUUCCUUACUCUCUUUGCAAAAUGUGUUUCAGCAUAUUCAUUGGUCGUCUACUACUCAACCUACUCAUUGGGAAAUACAACCUCUUAGAAAAGUUGCUAUUUCUAUUUGUGUUCAAGAUUGGAUGGAUGUUUCUCACGAUCACUAUCACCUUCAACAACAAACACCGUUUGUAAAGUUAUCUCUUCGCAUGGUACAACAAUCCAGUGGUUCCAUGGAGUUAGGAUUCUAUCGUUCCUACGUUCACUUUGGGUUCCUAGAUGAUCGCAACUUUUUCUAUUUGAACUGUGCAAGAGGUCAAAUACGUUCCACUCGACAACAUUUUCAUGGUAAGGGUGGAUUAGAAAGACUGUUCAUCUCGCAGUUAUCGAGUCCAUCCAUUGGUUUCUUGUAUUUGGAUGUCGACUCAUUUUUGUUUCAUUUGGCUCAAGGAACAGAAGGAGAUACUACUCGAGAAGAAAUUUUAAGACUCGCCUGCAAACAGUUUUCUUGGAAAACUUACGAGUCAAGUGAUGAAGUCCUUCGACUUGCAAGGAACUCAGUUGACAUGGAUAUAUGGAUAAAAGGAUUACAUGGUGCUUUGUGUUCAACCAGUUCUCCGGCAUUGAGUCGGUUACAGGAAUCCUUAUCGCACCUGUUGAUGGAAACCAAACGUAUCAGUUCCAUGGUUGUAGGCAACACGAGUCGCACCAUCGGUAGCAUUGACACUGAUAGUCGUCAUUCUACGAUGGCUCAUGUGAUGAGAAAACACAAAAACAAACGACUUGUGAUUAACGGAGACCAUUUGAUGUUGUCUUUGUUCGCUAUGCAUUUUCAUGAACAAGAUUUUCUUCGAAUGGCUAGUGACCAAUAUCGAAUGACGUUUUUCCAAACGGUGGACCGCAAUCGAGGAGAAAAUCGACAACUACAAGUACAAUUCGAUACCUUCCGUAUCCAAAGGGAAUCUCUUUCAGUAUGUCAACAUAGGCACAACACAGUCCACGGAAUAUCUCAACCUUUUUCUUUUUAGGAUCCAUCCUCACAAGGUACCAUCUUAAGUAUUCCU
Messenger RNA from Galdieria sulphuraria, 10263 nucleotides. RefSeq lists its product as uncharacterized. The record is from RefSeq and is a predicted model, not a curated record. Bases 16 to 10227 code for a protein of 3403 amino acids. Gene Ontology annotation, biological process: fermentation. Gene Ontology annotation, cellular component: membrane. The transcript is spliced from 11 exons. NCBI's taxonomy places the organism in Eukaryota, Rhodophyta, Bangiophyceae, Galdieriales, Galdieriaceae.